This is a messenger RNA of Caretta caretta (loggerhead turtle), 2932 nucleotides long. RefSeq names its product basic, immunoglobulin-like variable motif containing (gene BIVM). NCBI's taxonomy places the organism in Eukaryota, Metazoa, Chordata, Testudines, Cheloniidae. Gene Ontology annotation, molecular function: single-stranded DNA binding; DNA endonuclease activity. Gene Ontology annotation, cellular component: nucleus. The record is from RefSeq and is a predicted model, not a curated record.
GGAGCGCCCAGCCUGCCUGGGCUGGAGGCUGCACGGUCUUUGAUCCUCACUCUCCCGGGGACAGGAGCGGGCCUGGGAGGCCGGCCAGCUCGGGCAAAGGAUACCUCAUCAGUAGCUUGCAAAUCUGCAGGCAAUGAUGUAGGCUGAAUUUUUAUUUAAAAAAAAAUUGCUGAACACUUCUUAACUAGACAGAACUUUUUAGUAUCAUUCAAUGCCUAACGUUGCAGAAGGUGAAAGGGAGAAUGGUUCUGGACAUAAAGAAAACAGACCUGAAAAAAAAUCUCCAGAAGCUACUCUUCAUGAUGAUGUAAAGCCAUAUUGCACUUCAGAUGCAUCUGCUACGUCACUGGGUCCUACUGGAGAUGGGCAUUAUCCGUGGGGGUGUCCUGUGACUCACACCCGAGAAAAAAUUUAUACCAUCUGCUCAGACUAUGCUUUUUUAAAUCAGGUAACGUCUGUUCAUAAAAGUCCAAGUGCUACAGUUAGUGCCUGCCUACCAGAUAGUGCUGCCUUAAAUGUUGGAAAUAAUACACCUAACUUCAUUGACAUUCAAAGUGGAGCUUCAGAGAUAAUCUACCAUGAAGACACUAACUUGGAAAAUUUAUCUAGUAGUCUUGGAAAGCUUCCACUGGCAUGGGAAAUUGACAAAUCAGAGUUCAAUGGAGUGACCCCAAAUCUGAAAAACAGAGCAGGCAACAUGAAGAAACAAGUAACAAAGAAAAAAUCUUUGGACAAAAAAAGCAAACAAUACAGGGAGUGUUCUCAACAUUCCACUGUUGAAGAAAUAAAGCAGCGGAAAGUGCUCGACCUCAGGAGAUGGUACUGUAUUAGCCGACCCCAAUACAAGACUUCCUGUGGAAUUUCCUCUCUAGUAUCUUGCUGGAAUUACUUAUAUAGCACACUGGGAACUGGAAACCUACCACCUAUUACUCAAGAAGAAGCCUUGCAUAUUUUGGGCUUUCAACCCCCAUUUGAGGAAAUUAGGUUUGGUCCCUUUACAGGAAAUACAACUUUAAUGAGAUGGUUUAGACAAAUUAAUGAUCAUUUCCAUGUAAAAGGAUGUUCAUAUGUUCUAUAUAAACCUCAUGGGAAGAACAAGACAGCUGGAGAAACUGCUGCAGGGGCCUUGGUAAAGUUAACACAAGGACUGAAAGAUGAAUCGAUGGCCUAUAUCUAUCAUUGCCAAAAUCAUUAUUUUUGUCCAAUUGGAUUUGAAGCUACCCCUGUAAAAGCUAGUAAAGCAUACAGCAGAGGUCACCUCUUGCAACAAGAAGUGGAGUAUUGGAUCUUAAUUGGAGAAUCAAGUAGAAAACACCCUACCAUUCACUGUAAAAAGUGGAUAGAUAUUGUUACAGACCUGAACACUCAAAAUCCAGAAUACUUGGAUAUUCGGCACCUGGAGAGGGGUCUGCAGUAUAGAAAAACAAAGAAGGUAGGAGGAAAUCUGCACUGUAUCAUUUCUUUUCAGAGACUUAACUGGCAAAGGUUUGGUCCUUGGAACUUCCCAUUUGGAAACAUUAGACGAGAUAUGCAACCACAAGCACAAGGAAUUGCGAAAUCUGAAAGCGAAGACAAUAUCACCAAGAAACAGCAUGGACAUCUGGGUAGAUCUUUCAGUGCUGGUUUUCAUCAAGAGUCCAUGUGGAAGAAAAUGUGUAAUCUUCAUGAGAGGAGGAACAGUGGAUAUCAGAGUUAUACUGAUUAUGAUGGGAAUGAUAGAAAUUAACUUAGUACAGCACAACUAAUGUACUAAAGUUUUGCUAAGACAUGGUAGGAGUUUAUUAAGCCUAGAGUAGGUAUGACUAGAAAUGGUAUAAAAGGCAAUCUCAUAGUUAUUUAAAUACAUACUUCUGUGUAUGGUUGCGAUGGGUGAGAUCAGAUGUGAAAACUAACAAAUAAGCACAGAUUAUUGUACUUUGUAAUCAGAGUAAAUAUAAUAAGCAAACUGUCACUUCAAAUAAUUGAACUGCAUUUGGGACCGUGGAAAAAACAAAAACAAAUUGUGGUUAAAGCCAUUUAUGUAAACAAACAGCAUUGAAAAGUAUUCAAAGCAUGAACCUUUAUAUCUUAUUACAUUCCAAAUGAUUAUCCUGGAUACUAUAUAAGGAUAAAAAUGUAGACAUUUCCUUCCUUUCUAACAUUUUAUUUUUAUUUUAAAUGCAAUAAGGCUCCCACUGUCAAUUAGAAAUAUUGUAAUACAAAAAACUUGUCAAACAUAACUGAGUGGGUGGUCUCAGUCUAAUUCCCAGUGGACUAGUGUCCAUGUCCCUUAAAAUAAUGAUAUUUUGCCAACUGGUACAAAUUAGUGCUAUUGUAUCUGAAAAGCCUGAGAUUGAUCGUACAGGGGAAAAUGACAUUACUCUGGGUCAGGCUUCAGGCACAACAGUAGGGUGGGCUUGUGCUGUUACCCCUCUUCUGCCUGUUCUGUAGAUAAAGUAGUGGAUUUUUACUACAGCACCUUUGUGAGCACUGAAUUUGCUUCAUUUUCCACAGGCUUCUUAAAUAAAAAUGAAGUUGAAUUUGCUGAUAACCAAGCUGAACACACUUUGGCCUGUUGGCUGUUCUUUUCCUUCAUUGUGUCUCCAAAUUUCUUAGUGUUCUUACUUGUUAAUUUUUCUAUGAGGGGUGACACUAUUAAGUACCAAAGAAUGCUAGCAGCCCUAACAGUAUAUCUGUCAGCAAACAAUUUAUAUUGUUCAGGUUUCCAUGUAAAGCACCUAUAUUUGGACUAAUAUAACUUUCUUUGCCCCAAAACAUUUUAGCAGUUAUAACAUUCUACAUACAAAUGAUGAGCUCAAGGAUUAAUUUUGUUGACAUGAACACUUGUCAUGGAAUGCAGGGUUUUUUGUGGUUUGCUGCUUUUGUUAACCAAAAAACGGGAAACUUUUAGACAAUUUUCUUCAUCCAAUAAAAUUUGUUUUCUACUUUGUCA